Molecule: messenger RNA, 819 nt
Organism: Prunus avium (sweet cherry)
Lineage: Eukaryota; Viridiplantae; Streptophyta; Magnoliopsida; Rosales; Rosaceae
Source: RefSeq, a predicted model, not a curated record
AUGAGGGGAGAUCCCUCUAUGAGGGACGCCAGUAAGUACUGCGCAUUCCAUAGGGAGCAUGGUCAUUACACAAACAACUGCAACGCCUGGAAAAGGCACCUUGAUGAGCUGGUCAGAGACGGCCAUUGCACAGAAUUCGUUGCAAAGAAGGUCAUCCAGCAGAUCGAGGAUCGUGAUGCAGCUGCCAAGCAACCUCCCCAAAAGGUCAUACGGAUCAACACCAUUCUAGCUAACUCCCAGGAGUCCGGGCUGACCACCAAGGAGCGUAAGAGAAAGAUCGUGCAGGCGACUUAUGUCUCCCAAGUCACAACGGGCGUACCAGUCAUUGCAGAUACACCCAUCAUCGGCUUUCAGAAGAAGGACUUGAUCGGGCUUGAUCUGCCGCACAAUGACGCCCUAAUGGGAUUCGAGCCCAAGAUCAGCAAACUUCCCAGAUCACUCACUGGCUUCAAUGGGGCCACGUCAAUCACUGUUGGGACAAUUGACCUAGACGUCUACUCACCCCCAGUGGUCUGCUCGCAAACCUUCAUGGUCAUCGACGAGGUCUCUCCCUAUAACGGGAUUAUGGGCCGACCAUGGAUCAGCAAGAUCGAAGCCAUCACAUCUGCUCUACACCAGAAGAUCCGCUACCCCAUCCCUGGAUACGGUAUCGGGCAGAUCAACAGUGAUCAAGCCAUGGCAAGGAGAUGCACAGCCCAAGGGCUCAAGAAGAGCAAACAGCUGCAGUUCACACCAGUAAUGCAAGCUACUGACGUGGCAGGAAACACUCCCAGCAGACAAGCAAGCCCGAAUAGGAAGGGAGUUGCUAUCUCAAAAUAG